GCUCACUACUACACUCCCCUGAAAUCUCCGUCGCCCGAUCUACGAGGCGAGAAUUUAGGGUUUCUACGUUUUGCGAUUCUUUUUGCCCCAUUUCCUCUCUUUCGUCGCAUUUUGCUUUUUUGUAGGUUUCUCUUUUGUAGAUCGCCUUUCACAAUGGCUUCUCACAUCCAAAAGUUCAAGAUUGCUCUUUGCCAAUUGCUGGUCACCUCCGACAAGGAGAGGAACAUCGCCCGCGCCCGGGAGCUGAUUGAAGAUGCGGCAUUGAAGGGCUCAAAGCUCAUUGUUUUGCCGGAAAUGUGGAAUUGUCCUUUAUCACUUCAGAACUUAUCAAAAUAUGCGGAGGAUAUUGAUGCUCAAGACUCGCCGUCUAUCUCAAUGCUAUCUGAGGUUGCUGCAUGUCAUGAAAUCACAAUAAUAGGUGGAUCAAUACCAGAAAAGGCCAAUGGCCAAUUGUUUAACACUUGUUGUGUGCUUGGACCAGAUGGACAAGUAAAAGCUAAGCAUAGGAAAGUAAGAAUCUACUAUUUCUUUCCUUCUGACAGUGAGAUAAAAAAAACAGGAGAUACUACAUUUAGAGAAUCUGACACUCUUACGGCCGGAGAUACACCUACAAUUGUGGACACAGCAGAUGUUGGAAGCAUUGGAAUAGGCAUAUGCCAUGAUAUCCGCUUUCCAGAGCUAGCAAUGUUAUAUAGAUCAAGAGGUGCUCAUUUAAUUUGUUAUCCAGGAGCAUUCAACAUGAGCACUGGAGAGCUUCUCUGGGAAUUAAUGCAGAGAUCGAGGGCUGUUGAUAAUCAGUUGUUUGUUGCAACCUGCUCACCUGCACGAAACCCUAAUGCCGAGUCGGACUACAUGAUAUGGGGUCAUUCUAGUCUAGUUGGACCAUUUGGCGAUAUGAUCGCAACAACAGGGCAUGAUGAGGCAACCGUCGCCGGCGAGAUCGACUAUUCUAUGAUUCAUAGUCGAAGGGAGAACCUAUCUUUGGCGGAGCAAAGGCGUGGAGUUAUAUACAAAACGGUUGAUGUUCUAGGACAAAUUGCCUGAUGAUGAUUAGCGAAACUAUGUUGGAUGGGAGCUGUUUUGGUGUAAUUUUCUAAAAAAAAACAAGUAUUCGAAACUAUGUUGGAUGCAAUAGUACUGUAGGUUGUGAUGUGACGAUUACGAAAAUGCUGCGUCACUAUCAGAUUAGCGAAAUAUUUGUAUUCUGUUAAUUAAAUUAGGCUGUAUAAUUUAAUUGAGGAUAAAAAUAUCACAUUCCCAACGUUUGAGGACAAAAGUACAAUUUACCCCAA
Messenger RNA from Ananas comosus (pineapple), 1292 nucleotides. Its product is annotated as omega-amidase, chloroplastic-like. Bases 154 to 1044 code for a protein of 296 amino acids. The transcript is spliced from 11 exons. The record is from RefSeq and is a predicted model, not a curated record. Gene Ontology annotation, cellular component: mitochondrion. NCBI's taxonomy places the organism in Eukaryota, Viridiplantae, Streptophyta, Magnoliopsida, Poales, Bromeliaceae. Gene Ontology annotation, molecular function: omega-amidase activity. Gene Ontology annotation, biological process: L-glutamine metabolic process; oxaloacetate metabolic process.